Messenger RNA from Cuscuta epithymum, 1476 nucleotides. NCBI's taxonomy places the organism in Eukaryota, Viridiplantae, Streptophyta, Magnoliopsida, Solanales, Convolvulaceae. The record is from the annotation of a GenBank genome assembly.
AGCACAAUGCUCCGGGUUCUUCUUUAUGCUUGAUUUGGAUGAAGAGUCACGCUUACGGAAUGUAUUUUGGGCGGACAAUCGAUGUCGAUAUGCUUACAAAGAUUUUGGUGAUGUUAUUACUUUUGACACGACAUAUCUUACCAAUCGUUAUGACAUGCCAUUCGCGCCAUUUGUAGGAGUGAAUCACCACGGACAAUCAAUCUUGCUUGGUUGUGGCCUCAUCUCGAGUGAAGAUACGCAAACGUUUGUGUGGCUUUUUAGAGCUUGGCUUGAGUGUAUGGACGGUAUUGCCCCUCACGGAAUUAUUACCGACCAAGAUCGUGCUAUGCAAAAUGCCAUCCAACUAGUGUUUCCAAAUACACAACACCGAUGGUGUUUAUGGCACAUAAUGAAGAAGCUUCCGGAGAAGUUGGGUGGGUUUACCCAUAAAGAUGAAAUUAUGGCCGGUAUACAUGAUGCAGUAUAUGACUCUCAAUUCCCUGUUGACUUUGAAGUUGGUUGGAAUUCACAUUUGGAAAGGUAUUCACUUCAAGAUGAUGAAUGGCUUAAGGUCAUGUUUGAAGAACGCCAAAGGUGGGUACCUUGUUACUUGAAAACUUCAUUCUGGGCAGGUAUGUCCACAACUCAACGAAGUGAGAGCAUCAACGCUUUCUUCGACCUUUUUGUGCAUUCUAAAACAAGUCUAAAACAAUUCGUGGAGCAAUAUGGUUGUGCCUUAAAAUUUAAGGCUGAAAAAGAGUUUCAAGCGGACGCUGAGUCAUUUUCAAAAUUGGUACCGUGUGUUUCGAAAUUUCCUAUGGAGAAACAAAUGCAAGGUAUAUACACAAUGGCGAAGUUCAAGGAGUUUCGAGAUGAAGUGGUUGGCAAGCUUUAUUGUGACAUCAUUCAAUGGGAUGGCGGUAAAAUUUAUCAUGUCAAAGAAGAAGUUAAAAUAACAGAGGACUUUUACAAGACUGUUUACUUCAUAGUGGAAUAUGAUUCUGGCUUGUGUGAAUGCAAAUGUAGUUGUCAUUUGUUUGAAUUUAGAGGCAUUGUGUGUAGACAUAUGUUUAUGGUUCUACAGCGCAACGAUGUUAAAAUCUUGCCUGAGGUGUACAUCAUGCGGAGAUGGAGGCAAGAUGUAAAGCGCCCUUACACACGAGUGAAAAUAAACUAUGAUGGGUGGAUCACAACAGUGCAGCAACAACGGUAUGACAAGUUGUGUAAGACUUUUGAAGAUCUUGCAAAUGCCAUUGCCGAUGAUGAGGAAAAGUAUAAAAGCGUUAUGCAAUGGAUGCAAGACCAAUUGCAUAAGUGUGCCGGGUCAACUACAACUUAUUCCGUUUGUGGUGUUAUGACACAACUUCCACAAUUACAUACAAAUGUGCAUGGGGAGGCGCCGGGUCCAAUUCAAGAUCCGAAGAUCACAAAAAGGAAGGGUGCACCGAGGAAAAACCGCAUAAAAGGCCCUCUUGAAAAAUCAAAGAAGAAUCAAAA